AUGAAGACAGAGGCAGAGGUUAACGUCAUCGAUGCCACAUCCCAGGUUGACGUCUCCAAGCACUUUGAUGGCCAGAAACAUUGGAGCUGGGCGAAAUGGGGCCAGUAUCGCAAUCCCGAUCGCGUUGCCGAGCAAGCCACCACAUCCGAACACUUCGUCCAUCGCGACAUCUUGUCCCGAGUAACCACACGGCCAAAAGAUGUUCUGCGCUAUCUAAGCCCGACAUACGGCAGACCAAUUCGCAUGCGAGUACAAUCUGUGGACGUGCACCAGGGAGGCGGUGAUUGGCGCCGGGUAGAAGUUCAGGGGAAUGCGCCUUGGCUUCUUCGCCUAUCCUCCUGGAUCAUCAAGACUUCAGGGAGCACCAUGGAUAUCACAGAUAUUCUUUUGAUUGCAGGCAAGGUGCUCCUUGUUCUUCCAGCACACAUAUUUAUCCUUUUGAUUCCCAUGGGCAAUGAAAGUGCGGUUCGGUCCACGUAUUACAGCCUCCUAAUUCGCUGUUGGGACUAUCCGAGAUAUGCUCGAAACACCCUGGAUGCAAGCCCGCUUGCUGCUGAUACCGUUGACUGGAAAAAUAACCUUUAUGUUGUCAACGGAGAUAUGUCGCGCCUUCUCCGUCCUCGGCGCCUCAUUGUCCGCCGUGGGGCCUCGUGGGAGCUCGUGACCAACUCAGCGGAACCAUAUCUAUUCGUGAGCUACACCGCGACCCAGUUUAGUCCCAAAGAUCCUAGCGCUUGUCAAAGACUUGAACGGCUCGCCGAGAAGAUGACGGAAGAGGCUGGUUUGACGGCAUACUGGCUAGACCACCGGUGCAUGGAACAAACACCCGGCCCGUUGUUUUCGGAAGAUGUUUAUCGAAUAUGUGACUGCAUUAGAGGCGCCGUUGGGGUCUGUGUCAUGGUGCCCGACUUUAGCGAGGCGAGCAUGGCGAAUUGGGGCAACCGCCUGUGGACUUUGCCGGAAGCUCUGCUGUCGUCAAGUCUAAACAUCAAAUUCUGCUCAGCGGAUUCCACAAUGGAGAUUUCCAAGAUUGCACUCGCUUCGGAUGUUUGGAAAGACGGACAAGUAUCUCGUCUCUUGGCAGAGCACUUCAGCGGCCUGCUGACCCUCUCUCGACUGGAACUUAUCUCGUUGGGCUUGGAAGCCCUCGGUAGUCGCGAGACGCAGAAUCUACAUACGCAGGGCGAUCUUGCAUAUGCUUUAAUGUCUCUGCUGAAACAAAGACCACGCACGAACCCAAACGACACGCUCUUCCAGGCUCUGGCGCGUCUCUCUCUCGCCAACGACUCGGAUCAAAUUGUCGAGCGGAUGAUGUGCAUGCUGCCGGACGUCGGCGCAAGCCCCAAGCUCAACAAGAAGUUUGUUGUCAACGAUCAGCUUGGCGCCAAGCUCUGGGACAUCCAACCUCUAUGCCAGGUGGCUGGUGUCUGCGGUGAUGAAGGCGUCAUCCUCGAUGGGUGCCGGGGUAUCUCUAUCCGCUGGAAGGAUAUUCCGCAGAUCACCUAUCUGCGACGUAAGGCAUGGAAAAGAAUGUUUGCUGAGAUAGGACUCCGUUCUGGACCGCUGUGGUUCAUCAUCGGUUGUAUCAUGGUAGGCAUGCCUUCUACAGUAGCGACAGGUGCCAUCCUCCUAGUCAUCGGCCUGGUUCUCCUGAUUGCUGCGCCUUGGUCAGUCCAGCUUCUCUACGGCGGUAAGAUCUGGGGUCAGUCGCCGUGGCUCAUUGGAAUCGAAGGCGUUCUUCCCAUCGCUAAGAUCGAACAUCUGGCAUUCGGAAAUGCCAUUGGGCGCAUCUCGUACGCGCCAUCAAGCACGCUCCUCUCUUGCAAACAGGCUCGUGAACGGGUGGGUGAAGGCCCUGGGUGGAUUGAAAGACCGGGCUCCUGUGCGCCGCCGACACUGGCGCCCGGCCAGCGCUUCUUCACUCUGCUUGAUACCGGCUCGAUGACAGUCAGUGUCUUUGCGGCCGAGCGGCCUCCAUCAGCUGCUUUGAUUUGUGGGCAGGAAGGAGGCAUGUUGCGUGUCGUGCUAUGCCACUAUGAGAGGUCGACGGGCACGAUGCACAAGGAGACAGUCCUCAGAAUGGAGACGCCUAUGCUCGAUCAAGCUUCACUAUUGGGAUGGGUCAAGAUUGCGUAG
Endocarpon pusillum Z07020 is the source of this 2136-nucleotide messenger RNA. RefSeq lists its product as uncharacterized. The transcript has a single exon. The record is from RefSeq and is a predicted model, not a curated record. Bases 1 to 2136 code for a protein of 711 amino acids. NCBI's taxonomy places the organism in Eukaryota, Fungi, Ascomycota, Eurotiomycetes, Verrucariales, Verrucariaceae.